Messenger RNA from Emiliania huxleyi CCMP1516, 1566 nucleotides. RefSeq lists its product as hypothetical. The record is from RefSeq and is a predicted model, not a curated record. The transcript has a single exon. The coding region runs from base 1 to 1566 and encodes 521 amino acids. Lineage: Eukaryota; Haptophyta; Isochrysidales; Noelaerhabdaceae.
AUGCGCCGCUCUUCGACGGCCGCUCUGCGGUCUCCCACCGUCGCCAUCCUUGGCGCCGGCAUCACAGGCCUCACGGCCGCCGCAUUUCUCCGCAAGCAAGGCAUAGAGGACUUCACCGUCUUCGAGGAGAAUGGCGAUGGCGUCGGCGGCACCUGGCGAGACCAUGACUACCCAGGAGCCGGGACAGACACCGAGGUCCCGUCGUACCUGCCAACCUUUCUCCCACGCCCCAACUUCCACUCGCAGUUUGCACGGCGAGACGAGAUCCUAUCCUACUGUGAGAUGGUGGCAGCAGAGUACGUCGGGCUCGAGAAGUUCCGAUUCGGCUGCCGAGUCAUCGCCCUCCGCUUCGGCGGCGACGAGUGGACCCUCGACACGAGCCAGGGCCGAUUCCACGCAGUUUUCAUCAUCUUCUGCACAGCCUCCAUCUCGGCCAAGUUUGUGAGGCGCCCGAACGGCAUCGCCAACGAGGCGAGCUUUGGCGGCGUGAUCCGCCACUCGUCGGAGUGCGGCAGCGACCUGGCCGAGUACAAAGGCAAGCGUAUCCUCAUCGUCGGCUGCGGCGCGACGGCGGUUCAGCUCGCACCCACCGUCGCGCCCGUCGCCCGCUCCGUCACCGUGCUGCGGCGGACGAUGCCGUACAUGACGGUGCGUUCAAAGGUGGCUCUGCCGCAGCGAGCCUGGCUCUACACGCUCUGGCGGUGGGUGUACGAGCUGCGGAACGACUUCAUCACCCUGCUCGACGGCGCUCGGUGCAUCGAGUUCGUGCUGCGGUGGUGGGUGUGGCUUCGGGACUACAUGCUCCGCGCGCCUCUCCCUGCCGCGUGCCAGCCCAGCCCGGGGCAGCCGGUGCAGUGCACGCGGCGCGCGUUCGACUACCUUGGCUUCCGGUCUGCGGUGAUCGAUGGCCGCAUCUCGGUGGUCGACGGCCAGGCCGACCCGCUGCGCGCCUACACGCCCGACGGCGUCGUCCUCGCCUCUGGCCGUGAACUGCGCGCGGACCUCGUCGUGCUGGCGACCGGCUACGAGAUCGGCAAGGUCGACAUCUCCUUCUAUGUGGAGGGUGCACUUCGCGAUCAGGCCGAGGCGUCGCGCUUCCCCAACUUCUUCUACCCGCUCGCGGGCGCGCCGCUCUUCACCAUCCCGCCCCGCGUCUGCGAGGACAACAUGCUGUACUUUGUGCGCGUCCUCCGCUCUUACUCCGCUCAUCCCGUCCUCUUCUUCCCGCCCGAGGACCAGCCGAGCUUUCGGAAGGACUACAGCAUCCUCUUCAGCCCGCACUGCUCGUCGCGGCGCUACCUCCUCCACGACCGCAAAGAUGCGCCGCGCUACCGGACCGACGACCUCCAGGUGCAGGGCAUCCCCGUCCCGCGCGCCUUCGCGCGCUGGGUCCUCUGGUGGCAGCGCCCGCGGGAGUGGCGCCCGAAGGGCGCAGGCGAGGAGGAGGGCGACGCGGCAAUCACCGCGGGGCCUUCUUCGAACGCCGCCAUGCAGUGCUUGGCGAUGUGCGACGGCUUCUGGAACCGCUGCAGCGGCGUCUCUUGGCGGCAGAUGGAAAUGGUCUGA